UGAAAACUCAUCCUUUUUCCUUGUAUUUGCUAAAAAAAAGGUACGGAUCCAUUCAAUGACAAAUGGGUCCAUCCAUGGAAACCAGAGUUACCGAAUAAGUAGGCUGUAUAGUAGAGUUUUGGUUACAAGUAAACCAAUGCCAACCAAACAAAGCAAAGACAUUUCUCUUUCUUAUUCUCGGACAACCCUAUUCCCCUUUUUGCCACCCAGAGCUUCACUGGUCCUUCCUGCGCAAAGAGGUAAUGAUACCGGCAGUGGUGGUGAUGCGAUAGAUAUGGUGAUGGGGAUGGUGCCGUUGAUGGAGAGUUGGUGUUGGUGUCAGGGAUAUGCGUGGUUGUGUUGCCUGGGCCAUUGAUGUUAGUAGUUGCAGAAACUAAUGUGCAUGGAAAGGAGGUGAGGAAAUGGAUGAUAAUUCCUCCAUCAGCAAUGAUAGUUUGAGGGCUAACUGGACUCCAUCCCAAGACAAGUACUUUAUUGGCCUUUUGCUAGACCAAGUACAGAGAGGGAAUAAAACUGGCCAUAUAUUUAGCAAACAAGCAUGGGCAGAGAUGAUUGCACGGUUUAAUACACAUUUUAGAUUUAAGUAUGAUACAGAUGUUCUGAAAAACCGAUACAAGCGAUUUAGGAAGCAAUACAAUGAGAUAAAAAUUCUUGUUGAUCAAAGUGGGUUUAAGUGGGACGAAACACGACAUAUGGUAACAGCUGAUGAUAAUGUAUGGGCGGAGUUCGUCAAGGCCCACCCUGAUAUGCUACCAUACAGAGCAAGAGUUGUGCCACACUAUAAUGAGCUGUGCAUAAUAUGUGGGCAUGCAGUUGCUGAUGGAAGAUACAGUCUUUCUUGUUUCGACAUAGACUUUGCCAAUGAAGCAGAAACAACAAAUGUUAAACCUACAACUAGUGACGAUCAUUCAAAAAUUGACUGGUCGCAGACCAUGGACCAAUUUUUUGUUGAACUAAUGCUCGACCAGGUGCAUAAAGGGAAUAAAACUGGCCACACUUUUAAGAAGAAAGCUUGGGCAGGCAUGGUCACAUCAUUUAAUACGAAAUUUGGCUUCCAUUAUGGUAGGGUGGUGUUGAAAAAUCGAUAUAAUAUCUUGAGGAGGCAUUAUAGUAGCAUAAAGAUUCUGCUCACUCAAAAGGGGUUUAGUUGGGAUGAAACACAACAAAAAGUGGUAGCUGAUGAGUGGCUCUGGAAUAAGUACAUCAAGGCACAUCAUAACUUUCGGAUGUACAGAAAUAAAGUAAUGCCAUAUUAUUCUGAUAUGUGCAUCAUAUGCGGCGCCGAAGCCACAACUAUGAAAAAUAAUACACCAUGUUGCAAGUCACGUCUUGAGGAGGAAACCCAUGGGAAGAAGAAUAUUAAUGGAAAAGCUUUGAUUAUCAGUAAUGCAGAUGUUGCAGACAAUGCAGGUGAAGAAGCAUUGCAUUCAUGUGGUGAUAAGAAGCAGUACAAAACCAGAAAAAACAAGGAAGCAAUAUAUUCAGGUGGUGACAAGAAGCACCAUUCAUCCAGAAAAAUAGAAGCAGCACUACAUUCAGAUGGUGAUAAGAAUGCAAGUGAACAACAGAAAAGGCUUCAACCUGAGAUGUGUAAACAAACAUUUCGACAGUCUAAAAAAGCAAAAAGAAUCCAUGAUGGUAUGGCUAAUGCUCUAAGGGAGAUGACAGUUGUGGUUACAUCAUUUACAAAGAAACCAAAGAAAGAGAACUCUAUUUUGAUUGAGGACGUGGUUGAUGUGCUUCAGGCUAUGCCGGACAUGGAUGACGAUCUAUUGCUGGAUGCCUGUGACUUCUUGGAGGAUGAGAAAAAAGGAAGGAUUUUUUUAGCAUUGGAUGCCUCUCUACGAAAGAAGUGGUUAAUGAGGAAGCUCCGUCAACAGUGAUUUUUUUUGGUUUUUUCCUUCUUUCCUCCUCCCCAUUUAGGGAUGAUCAUAAAGCCAAUUCAAACUCGAGAUUAUCUGGGACAUGGUAAUCUUGGCCACCAAUCAUCUCUCUGGUAAAGAGAUGUUUUUUUUUUUUUUUUUAAAGGAAAGUUGAAACUUUCAUUAAUCAUGAC
Alnus glutinosa is the source of this 2056-nucleotide messenger RNA. Its product is annotated as L10-interacting MYB domain-containing protein-like. The transcript has 6 exons. The coding region runs from base 402 to 1883 and encodes 493 amino acids. The record is from RefSeq and is a predicted model, not a curated record. NCBI's taxonomy places the organism in Eukaryota, Viridiplantae, Streptophyta, Magnoliopsida, Fagales, Betulaceae.